Messenger RNA from Cynoglossus semilaevis (tongue sole), 1999 nucleotides. It is a transcript of the gene taf1a, whose product is annotated as TATA box binding protein (TBP)-associated factor, RNA polymerase I, A. Gene Ontology annotation, biological process: transcription by RNA polymerase I. Lineage: Eukaryota; Metazoa; Chordata; Actinopteri; Pleuronectiformes; Cynoglossidae. Bases 473 to 1765 code for a protein of 430 amino acids. The record is from RefSeq and is a predicted model, not a curated record. The transcript has 11 exons. Gene Ontology annotation, cellular component: RNA polymerase I transcription regulator complex.
AUUUACAGAUGUUUGGGAUCAACUUCACUCCGGUCAAAAUUGAACUUUCACAUUGGCGUCUCUCAAAAAAAAUCUACCACAAACAUAUUAGAUUUCGUUUUCUCUAUUUAUGAUCCUAUGCUGCCAUAUCGCCGAUUAUUUCAAUCUAACACUAAGAGCUGCUUAAAAGGCUCAAGAUCAACCUAGAAAAGUAACUGUCAUGUUAAAAAAAAAUUUUUAAAUCAGUUUGUCGUCAUAGCAACAUCACCGAAAAAAACAGCUCGUUCAUAAUUGCUGCUAUAAAACGGUUUGUUAUUACAUUUACACAUUACAAGAGAAGAUGAGAAAAUUAUUUCUCUGCGCCACUUCUUCCGGCUGAUCAGCCAAUCACGGUGCGCCUUUUCUCACCACUUCCCUAUCCUCAACCAAAAUAAGGAAGUAAACAUAACAAGAGAAACACAUAGUAGUGUUUCCUGAUUACUGAUUACCAGUCAUGGACGACACUGAUCCAGACACUGACAUUGUUAACGACUUUGAGGAAGACAAGGAUUCUUCAGACCCUUUCUCGAAAAGAGGAAGACAAUCCAAGCUUCCUGUGCCUGAACCCAUGUUUCCCAGUUCGUCUGGGUUAAGAGGGUUCCGUCAGAGCACCACGAUGUGUCUGGAGCACAUCAGAGAAGCCAUGCUGCAUCACAGAUGGCAGGAGGCAACAGAGUAUAUGGUAUACUUUCCGCAGAUACUACAAAGUACGAGUGAAGGAUCCACACAGCAAAAUAAAGAGCUUGUCUGGAGACUCUGCACCGAGAUCCUUCACCAUCACCCAAACUCGACCUUGCAGGACUACAACAACAUCUAUGAACGAAUGAAACAUUCAAGUUCCAAACACUACCUGAUGAUCUCUCUGGAACACGCCUUUCACCUGAUGCUCCACGGCUGCAUAGAAGAUGCCAAGCAUCAGCUCUCUGUCGCGCAGACCUGGAGAUACGGAAAGGAGUCGGUGAUUCAGUACCAGAAGACUAAACUGAUCCAUGCGUACAGUAGUCUGUUGGACUACAUCAACUGGUGUGACAAAAAGUCUGCAAACGACGGAAGUGACCAUGAUGUCCUUGUUGAGAACACAGAGAUGCAAAACAGCUUCAGACAGGUGUCUUCAAAUCUGAAGGAGAUCCUGAAACAUCCCGGUGUCUGGGAUCCUUUCAUCCUCAGUUAUGUUGAAAUGUUGGAGUUUUACCAGGAUCACACCACAGCCCUGAGCGUCCUGAAAAACUACGCCCACGACAGCAGUUUCCCACCUAAUCCCAAUGCACAUGUUUAUCUGUACCAGUAUGUGAAGAGGCACGGAGCUCCACAGAAGAAACUGUUGAAAAUCCUCAAGACCCUUCAUGUUUUGGUGCCGAGCCAUGAGUUAAUGCUGGAGUACAGUUCUCUUCUACUCCAAUCAAAGAAAAGCUGUCAUGGGCCGAAGGCUUUAGAAAUCCUUCUGGACAUGUUGGACUUCUCCUGCUGGAGAACUAACCUGGAUGUGUGGAAGCUUUUGAAGGCCGUUAUUGAGAAACUCCAAUUAAAACCAGACUGGAAAACUAUCAUUCUAAAAAGAAUGUCUGGACGGACAGACUGGUGGCCUGCUCUGCACUUCACCAGGGCUCACGCCACCACAGACUCUGAGGAGAACCCGGAACUGUGGGCAGUGAAGGCAUCACUGACUAAAAUUCUCUGCCCAGAUGUACCUCAGAGUUAUGUCGAUGCUGGAGACACCGAUGAAGAACAGAUCCACACUGCUCUGUAGGAUCAUCACGGCUGAGAUGUUUGGGGAAUAACUGUGGAAAAAAAACAAUGUCCUGAACUCAAAAAAUAUUUUACAUUAAAAUUACUUUUUUAUAUUGGUUAAAUACUGAACACUGGCCUUUUUUUCCAGGCGUGGUUCAUUGACACGCGUCAUAAGCUACAGUAUUUUGUCCACAGGGUGGAGCUGUUGAUUCAUACUAUUUCCUUAAUAAACAACAAGGCCUCAUGAGUUCAA